This is a messenger RNA of Tarenaya hassleriana, 1935 nucleotides long. RefSeq lists its product as uncharacterized. Lineage: Eukaryota; Viridiplantae; Streptophyta; Magnoliopsida; Brassicales; Cleomaceae. The record is from RefSeq and is a predicted model, not a curated record. The transcript is spliced from 3 exons. The coding region runs from base 1 to 1935 and encodes 644 amino acids.
AUGACCAGGAGUUCUGGGAUAUCAGACCUAGUACCUCUUGAUCCUGAACUUGAAAGAACCAUCACACGCCUCCGACGACAGCAAAGACAGAUGGAGAACGACCGAGAUUUUGUUCUUCCUGAUGGUGUCGAAGGCAAUGUUGACUCAACCUUUGCCCAGUACAACACGCCUAAGCACACUGAGCUUUUGGCUGGUAUUCGAUUACUGGCCAUCGACAUGUCUAGUUUCGAGCUGAACCCGUCUACUAUUCAGAUGUUGGGCAGCAAUGCUUUCCGGGGUAGUCCGAACGAGGACCCGAACGCACAUUUAACUCGCUUUAAGAUGAUGUGUCGUUCUAUCAAGAGAGACAACAGGGUGACAGAGGAUACACUUCGCUUAAUUGCUUUUCCCUGGAAUCUCCUGGAUGCUGCUUUGGAAUGGUGUUAUGAUUUGAUACCUGAUUCCAUCCAUACAUGGGAACAGUUGGAAGUGCAGUUUAUGUCAAAAAAUUUCCCAGCUCAUCGCACCCAAGCUGCUCUUUCUGGCAUUCAUUCAUUCAAGCAGGAUCAUGGGGAAAGUCUUUAUGACGCUUGGAAGAGGUACAAGGGAUAUCAAAAGUCUUGCCCUCAUCACGGGCUAGAUAAGAACUACCUGAUCAACACCUUCUUUCGAGGACUCAGGAUGGAUACCAAGACCUUGAUCCGGGCAUCUUCCGGUAGGAGCAUCCAGAACAAGUCAUUCGCUGAGCUAGAAGAACAUAUUGAGAUGAUGGCCCAAGAAGAAGACGCUCCGAAUGAGUACUCUAGAGAUUUGCCCAGGAAAGGCAAUGAUCAAACCAUACAGAUGGUUCUCGAACAAUUGGCUGUCCUCAAUGCUAAGCUCGAAGAUUCCACUCGAUCCUCUAGGACCGAACAUUCGAUGCCAACACAAGAGGAGCUCGGUAUGUACACACUAGAUGAGAGAAUCGAAGUUUUUGCAGAGUCAAGAGAAGACGAAUCAGGAAUUUCGAGCUCAGUUCGCAAGCAUCGAGGCUCAUUUCAAGAACAUAGACAACAGAUUGCUCAACUAGCAUCAGCCAUUCAAAGACCAUCUGGGUCUCUUCCAGGUAACUCUGAGACUAACCCUCGUGCGCAUGUCAAUGCUAUUACCUUGAAAAGUGGUAAGCAGGUAGAUUCUGGAGAUCCACCGAUGGUUGAGCAAGGCGAUAGCUCGAGAACCAUAGUUUUAGACACUACUGAUGAUACACCUGAGCCAGCUUAUAUACCUCCUCCUCCUAGACCACCACCAGUACCGUUUCCAUCUCGCCUGAGGAAGCACAACGAAGACAGCCAAUUUGCGAAGUUCGUUGAGAUGCUGAAGAAACUCGAGUACUUCAAGGACAUUCUGACCAAGAAGAGGGUUGCUGAGAAAGAAACUAUGGCGCUUGCUGCCGAAUGCAGUGCUUUGAUCCAACAUGAGCUCCCGCUUAAGCGGUCUGAUCCAGGUAGCUUUUCAAUCCCUUGUAAAUUGGGUAAUGUUUCCAUCGAUCGUGCACUCUGUGAUUUAGGAGCUGGCGUCAGUCUUCUUCCGUCAUCGAUUUUCAAGAAGCUGAAUGUGGGUGAGCUGAAACCCACUAGAAUGACUCUCCGACUUGCCGAUCGUUCUAUCAAAUACCCCACUGGGAUACUCGAGGAUGUGCCGCUGAAAGUCGGGAAUUUCUAUAUCCCGGUUGACUUUGUGGUUCUCGACAUGGAUGAAGAUUCUAAGGUACCUAUCAUCCUUGGCCGUCCAUUCCUUAACACUGCAGAUGCUGUUAUCCAUGUUAGAGCAGGUACACUAACAAUGAAGAUUGGAGAUGAGACGGUGGAGUUCACUAUGGACAAAAAUCUAAAACAACCGUCAUCAACAGAAUCCGCUUGCUUCAUAAACACACUCGACAAUUCAGCUCAGAAGUAUGAACCGAUCGUUUCGGGCUAG